AUGGCUGGCCCUAUUCUCUCUAGAGAGGAAGAAGCAGAGUUAGCUCGCAGUAACAAAAAAGUGAAAAAUGUUAGUCACGCCGGAUUCGAGGACCAUAUGAGGGAAGGCCUGACAUCCUUUCCUUUGAACUCAGGGGUAGCUAGACACCCUCUGUCCUUCAGGGAUAAGCUUGUAGGAGAAAUACCCGAUGCGUAUGUUCAAGCUUUUAACUUCUCUGAACUAAUGGAGGCAGACAAGGAUUCAGACUCUGAGAGUUCCGAUCUUAGAGAGGGCCUUGUUGCUGUUCCGUUCUCUAAAGAGCUCAAGAACCCCGUGGGGAAGCUUGACUGCGUGGACCUUGGUAAGGAGUUUUUUCUAGUCCGAUUCUCUGUCAGAGAGGACUGUGAGGCUGUGCUUAGAAAUGGUCCAUGGUUUAUAGGAGAAAAUUUUCUUUCCAUUAGGCCAUGGGAACCAAACUUUAAUCCAGCAGAGGCAAACAUCUCGUCGGUUGCCAUUUGGGUGAGGUUGAAUGAGCUCCCCAUUGAAUAUUAUCAUGUAGAAGCUCUCCAACUCAUUGGGAAUGCGAUUGGCAAGGUGUUAAGAAUAGAUACAAAUACAACUAAUGAGUCUAGGGGACGGUUUGCUCGCCUAUGUAUUCAGGUGGACGUUGGUAAGCCGCUUACCACAGCGCUUCUCAUUGGUGGAAAGGAACAACCUGUGUGUUAUGAAGGAAUACAGAGACUAUGUUUUUCUUGCGGAAGAAUUGGCCACCGACGUGAAAAUUGCCCUUUUGUUGUUCGGAAAUAUGACUCUCAGGCGAGGGAGACUGAUGAAAAUAAUGGUACGCCGAUGAACCAAGACGACGUUGUGCAUGCUCCUGAAAAUGUAGGUACCACGUCGGGCACGUCCAAGGACAAAGGAGCGUACGAGUGUAUGGCAGGCGAGGAUGAGUUGGUGGACAAUGCCAAGGACAUUUACGGUCCGUGGAUUAUGGUGACACGCAAAAGGAAUGGGAACAAGGUGACAAAGCAAAUGGUCCCCACUGAUCAAAGCACUCUAAGGAUGAAAGGGGAAGAAAAGUUUGGGUCUAAUAUACCAACCCUUAGGGAAGGCAAGAGGAAAGGGGCCACAGAAGUUAACCCAUUUGAGGCCCAAAUGGCCAAUGCGGUCCAAUCAAUCUCCAAUGGGCCGAAGCAUACAUACCAUAAUCAAGGACAGCCCCACGUGGUUAACAACAGCCCAAGAACUGAGUUAAGCCCCUCUGUUAGGGGUAAGAAAGGAAUGGCCAGAAAUAGGGCUUCCUUAACUUUGACUAAACAAGCGACAUCCAACUUUGCAAUCAAAGGAGCGGUCACUAAUGCAAAAAUAUCCUCAGUAGAUAAUCCGUGUGCAAAUGGGAAUGAAACUUUCAACUUCAAAGCCAAGUCUGUUGGGCAAUCUUCAAGCUCUAGUUCUAAUGGCCAACAAAACCGUUCUUGUCAAGAGGAGAUGCAACCAAAAGAUCAAGCGGACAUGGAAGCUAGAGCUUGCUCUGUUAUGGUGGAAAGUGGGGAAGAUGAGUUUUCCCAUGCCAAAGCUAACCCAGGAAGGGCGGAGCUCAUGGCAGGAGGCCAGAAUGCGAGUGGGAGUAUCAUGGUGGAGAAGGAGAGGCCGGGUAUAGGCCAUGGUGCAGCUGAGCAGAUGGAUUUUGAAGAAGACAAAGGAGUGGGCCCUCCCUCCAGUUGA
This is a messenger RNA of Quercus robur (English oak), 1704 nucleotides long. RefSeq lists its product as uncharacterized. Gene Ontology annotation, molecular function: nucleic acid binding; zinc ion binding. The transcript is spliced from 2 exons. Bases 1 to 1704 code for a protein of 567 amino acids. The record is from RefSeq and is a predicted model, not a curated record. NCBI's taxonomy places the organism in Eukaryota, Viridiplantae, Streptophyta, Magnoliopsida, Fagales, Fagaceae.